AGGCCAGGGGGACGCGCAGGGACGGGACUGGAGCAGAGGUGGAGUCUUGGCGGACCCCCGCUUACGUCUGAUUUCAUCAUGUCUUCGGAGGAAAAUGCUGCAAACCAGACUUCCCCCCAGAAUGAGGAGCCAGGGCAGCAUCAACAGAAUGUCGUGAGCAGGGUGGCCAACCUGCCCUUGGUCAGCUCCACCUAUGACAUGGUCUCCACGGCCUACGCCUCCACCAAAGAGAAUCACCCGUACAUCAAAUCCGUCUGCGACGUGGCGGAGAAAGGCGUGAAGACCAUCACCGCCGCGGCUGUGGGUGGCGCCCAGCCCAUCCUGACCAAACUGGAGCCACAGAUUGCAACAGUGAAUGAGUACGCGUGCAAGGGGCUGGAUAAACUGGAGGAGAAGCUGCCAAUUCUUCAACAGCCAACUGAAAAGGUUGUGGCUGACACCAAGGAGCUGGUGUCUUCCACCGUGACCGGUGCUAGAGAUGCCGUCUCCAACACGGUCAAUGGAGCGAAGGAUGCCGUGACCGGGGUGGUGGACAUGGCCAAAGGAGCUGUCCAGGGUAGCAUGGAGAUGACCAAAUCAGUGGUGACCAGCAGCGUGAACACAGUCAUGGGGUCCAGAAUGGGCCAGAUGGUGGUGACUGGCGUGGAUGCCAUGCUGGGGAAAUCGGAAGAGCUGGUGGAUCACUACCUCCCCAUGACGGAUCAAGAACUAGCUAAACUGGCCACGUCUGUGGAAGGCUUCGAAAUGGCGUCCGUGGAGCAGCAGAAGCAGCAGCAGAGUUACUUCGUGCGCCUGGGGUCCCUGUCCACCAAGCUCCGCCACCGAGCCUACCAGCACUCCCUGGGCAAGCUGAGGCAUGCCCGGCAGAGCACCCAGGAGGCUCUGUCCCAGCUCCACCAAACCAUAGAACUGAUUGAACAUGUCAAGCAGGGUGUGGACCAGAAGCUCCAUGACGGCCAGGAGAAACUACACCAGAUGUGGCUGGAGUGGAGCAGGAGGCAAUCGGAGGGGAAAGAGGACUCCGACACUGCACAGCCAGAGGUGGAAUCUCGGACUCUGGUCAUGUUCCGUGGCAUCACGCAACAGCUGCAAACCACCUGCCUGAACCUGAUGCCCAAUGUCCAAGGCCUCCCCACCAGCAUCCAGGACAAGGUGCAGCAGCUCCGUCACAACGUCGAAGAGCUCCACACGUCCUUCUCCGCUGCCCAUUCCUUCCAAGAUCUGUCCAGCGCUGUCCUGACCCAGAGCCGGGAGAGGGUGGCCAAGGCCCGGGAGUCUAUGGACGAGCUGCUGGACUACGUGGUGCAGAAUGCUCCCCUGCCUUGGCUUGUGGGACCUUUUGCUCCCAGGCUGGUAGAGCUACCAGAAAUUCCAGCGGCUGGAAAGGAUGGGGAGGAGGAAGCUGCUGGCUGCACCGCCCAGCAAGGAGAAGAUGAGAAGAUGGACAGCACAGCUCAGCAAGCCUCUGUGCCAAAGGAGGACCCUUUUUCACCAGAUUCCACCAUGGCUUCUAAUGACCCCAGUGCUGCUGCUUCCCCAAAGGAUGAGGAGCAGGAGAACAUAGCAAACCGGGUGGCCAACCUGCCCUUGGUCAGCUCUGCCUACGACAUGGUCUCCACGGCCUACACCUCCACCAAAGAGAGCUACCCAUAUGUCAAAUCCGUCUGUGACGUGGCAGAGAAAGGCAUGAAGACCAUGGCUGCGGCUGCAGUUAGUGGUGCCCAGCCAAUCCUGUCCAAACUCGAGCCGCAGAUUUCCACAGCAAACGAGUACGCAUGCAGGGGGCUGGACAAGCUGGAGGAGAAGCUGCCAAUCCUUCAACAGCCAACAGACCAGAUAAUCUCCAAUACCAAAGACCUGGUGACUGCCACGGUGACUGGUGCCAAAGAUGCCAUGAGCAACACCAUGACCGGGAUGGUGGACAUGACCAAAGGGGCUGUCCAGGGGAGCGUGGAGCUGACCAGAUCAGCAGUGACCAGUGGUGUGAACACAGUCAUGGGCUCAGCAGUGGGCCAGAUGGUGGUGAGCGGCAUGGGUGCUGUGCUGGGCAAGUCAGAAGAGCUGGUGGAUCACUACCUUCCUAUGACCGAUGAGGAACUAGCUAAACUGGCCACCUCUGUGGAAGGCUUCGACAUGGCGUCCGUGGAGCAGCAGAAGCAGCAGCAGAGUUACUUCGUGCGCCUGGGGUCCCUGUCCACCAAGCUCCGCCACCGAGCCUACCAGCACUCCCUGGGCAAGCUGAGGCAUGCCCGGCAGAGCACCCAAGAGGCUCUGUCCCAGCUCCACCAAACCAUAGAACUGAUGGAGCACGCCAAGCAGGGCGUUGAUCAGAAGAUCCGUGAUGGCCAGGAGAAGCUGCACCAGAUGUGGUUGGAGUGGAGCCAGAGGCAGCCAAGUCAGAGUAAGGAGAUGGGCUCUGUGCAGCCAGAGCAGGUAGAGGAGCAGGCGCUGGCCAUGUCCCGCAGCCUCACCCAGCAACUGCAGACCACCUGCCUGACUCUGGUGUCCAGCCUGCAAGGCCUCCCUACUGACCUCCAGGACAAGGUGCAACUGGUUCGUCACCAUGUUGAAGAACUACGUACUUCGUUCUCCGCUGCCGGCUCCUUCCAUGACUUGACUGGCAGCGUCUUGGCCCAGAGCCGUGAACGAGUGACCAAGGCCCGCAAGCUGGUGGAUGAGCUGAUGGAUCAUGUGGUGCAUAAUGUCCCCCUUUCUUGGCUAGUGGGACCCUUUGCCCCAUCAGGCAAGCAGCAGGAGGAAAUGGAGAUGGAGUCGUGUCCUGCAGAUUGAGGACUUAAAGGGGCUCUCCUAAGCAUAGAGCUUCAUGGGGGGUUUGGGUAACUCAUGCCACUUGUCACUUCCUGUCACAUAUCUAGCCUGGCUCCAUAUCUAGAUAGCAGCACUUGGUGUUUGGAUACAAGUGCCUCAGUCCUGGCAUCCAUCUUGCCUCGCUUAGGUUUGUUCUAUCCCACUAAACACUUGGAGGAGGAACUUAUCCUGCAUCUCACAGGUGUGGCUGUCUCCCAAACCUGCCUGUGGGCUGGGUCAGAGGCUUACCAGCAAAACUGAUUCCCUCUGACU
Messenger RNA from Terrapene triunguis (Three-toed box turtle), 3081 nucleotides. RefSeq lists its product as uncharacterized. The transcript has 15 exons. NCBI's taxonomy places the organism in Eukaryota, Metazoa, Chordata, Testudines, Emydidae. Gene Ontology annotation, cellular component: cytosol; lipid droplet. The record is from RefSeq and is a predicted model, not a curated record. Gene Ontology annotation, biological process: positive regulation of triglyceride storage; lipid storage. Bases 79 to 2790 code for a protein of 903 amino acids.